Salvelinus fontinalis (brook trout) is the source of this 1316-nucleotide messenger RNA. RefSeq names its product glyceraldehyde-3-phosphate dehydrogenase-like. The record is from RefSeq and is a predicted model, not a curated record. Gene Ontology annotation, molecular function: NAD binding; oxidoreductase activity, acting on the aldehyde or oxo group of donors, NAD or NADP as acceptor; NADP binding. The transcript has 12 exons. Bases 87 to 1091 code for a protein of 334 amino acids. NCBI's taxonomy places the organism in Eukaryota, Metazoa, Chordata, Actinopteri, Salmoniformes, Salmonidae. Gene Ontology annotation, biological process: glucose metabolic process.
CACCUUUGCUCGUCCCCGCUUCCCCUUGCAAACAAGUCGACAGACAGAGGCUAUACAAGAACGCGGACUAGACCAUAUCAGGCGAAAUGGUGAAGAUUGGGAUCAAUGGAUUUGGCCGUAUUGGGCGCCUGGUUACCCGUGCUGCUGCCAAGAGUGGAAAAGUUGAGGUUGUCGCCAUAAAUGACCCCUUCAUCGACCUUGACUACAUGGUCUACAUGUUCAAGUAUGACUCCACCCACGGUGUUUGGAAACACAGUGAAGUGAAGCAGGAGGGGGGAAAGCUUAUCAUUGGGAACCUCCACAUCACAGUUUUCCAUGAGAGGGACCCCACUGCCAUCAAAUGGGGCGAGGCUGGAGCUGACUAUGUUGUUGAGUCUACUGGUGUGUUCACCACCAUCGACAAAGCUUCUGCUCACCUGCAGGGAGGUGCCAAGAGGGUCAUCAUCUCCGCCCCCAGCGCAGAUGCCCCCAUGUUUGUGAUGGGCGUCAACCACGAGAAGUACGACAACUCCCUGAAGGUCGUCAGCAAUGCCUCCUGCACAACUAACUGCCUGGCUCCCAUCGCUAAGGUUAUCAACGACAACUUUGGCAUUGUUGAGGGUCUCAUGAGCACAGUUCAUGCCGUCACAGCUACACAGAAGACAGUUGACGGGCCCUCCGGUAAGCUGUGGAGAGAUGGCCGUGGUGCCAGCCAGAACAUUAUCCCUGCCUCCACCGGUGCCGCCAAGGCCGUGGGAAAGGUUAUCCCCGAGCUGAACGGCAAGCUGACGGGCAUGGCCUUCCGUGUCCCCACUCCCAAUGUGUCUGUGGUUGACCUGACUGUCCGUCUUGAGAAGGCUGCACCUUAUGACGAGAUCAAGAAGGUCAUCAAGGCUGCUGCUGAAGGACCCAUGAAGGGAAUUCUGGGAUACACAGAGGACCAGGUGGUGUCCACAGACUUCAACAGUGACUGCCGGUCCUCAAUCUUUGACGCCGGUGCAGGAAUUGCACUCAACGACCACUUUGUCAAGCUGGUCUCAUGGUACGACAAUGAGUUUGGCUACAGCAACCGUGUCGUUGACCUGUGUCUGCACAUGGCCUCCAAGGAGUGAAGCUUCCACAACUCCGAACCCCCACAUCCUGUGAAAUAUUCCUUCUGAACGGACAUCCCACCAAUCCGCCGCCAGAGAAAAAGAGCCUAUAGGCAACUCCAAGGCAACAUUUUCAUAAAAUGUCACUAGUGUGAUGACUGAGUGAUUUUUGCUUGAAGAGGAUAUUUUUACUGCACUAUGGCUGAAUUUUGCACUGUCAGACAAUAAAGGUCCUGUUUGUGAAAA